Messenger RNA from Suillus discolor, 982 nucleotides. RefSeq lists its product as uncharacterized. The record is from RefSeq and is a predicted model, not a curated record. The transcript is spliced from 5 exons. NCBI's taxonomy places the organism in Eukaryota, Fungi, Basidiomycota, Agaricomycetes, Boletales, Suillaceae. The coding region runs from base 308 to 778 and encodes 156 amino acids.
UGAAUUCAGGCUAUGAUAAUAACAGCGCUGAUGCGGAGACCUUCGACUACUAGUAGUAUUUGGAAAGAAUGGUACGCAAAUUCAAAGCACCGAAUUAGUAUUGUCGCGCGCAGUCUUAUCACCCAGAUUCUUGACUUCUGUCACCAUUAUUUCUCUGUUUUCAAGUUCGCCGCACCAUCUUGGCCCCAUUCGUCGCAAACAGCUGAGGAUGCUCAGCAUAAAAGCUCAGCAUUCUAAGAUCUUUUCUUUGUCAAUUUCUCAUUACAUUGUCGAAUCAUCAUCCUACUAGCGACCUACAUCUUAUACAAUGCCUUUCACCAACGACGGAGUGUAUUCUAUCAGAAACGUUGGCAGAAACCUCAUGCUCGAUCUCACGGCCAACAACACCACUGAAGGCACCCCAAUUCAAGGCUAUCCAUCAGAUAACAACACGGCCCAAAAGUGGGUGAUCAAGAGGCAGAACGAGCCAGGGUCCCCCAACAAGACUGUCACCAUUCAGACCGUCGACAGCGGCAACAAUGGAAAUGGAUUCUUUGCUACUGCGAGCGAGGAUUCGGAUGUACCAGUCGUUUAUACCAAGCAGGCGUUCAUCAUCGACCUUGUUGCACGCGACGACAAUACUUAUACUAUGCACUACACUCUCGGGAGCGCGAACCUGGUGCUGUCCAUUCCGAGUUCGACCAACAAUGCAGUGAAAAUCGAGAAUUACGACGAAGGAACUGCCCGCCAGCAGUGGGAAUUAAUUCGUCUUUCUAAUCUCGCCCCAAUCGCCGGUUAGUUAGGUACCACAGUGACCUUGCAGUGUUCAAAGUCAGCACUGAGCUAUUGGAAAUGUUCUCGCAUAUGUGUACUAGUACUACGUCUCGUGUCUGCUUCUGUCGUUUAUGUGUAUGUUGAUGAAUAGGAUUGCUUUGGUCUGGCUCUCUUAGAGACUUGGAGAUAAGUGGAUAUUUAAAAUGGCCAUCAGUGCCAGUAAAUCAUU